This is a messenger RNA of Trichoderma gamsii, 681 nucleotides long. RefSeq lists its product as hypothetical. The coding region runs from base 1 to 681 and encodes 226 amino acids. The transcript has 2 exons. The record is from RefSeq and is a predicted model, not a curated record. NCBI's taxonomy places the organism in Eukaryota, Fungi, Ascomycota, Sordariomycetes, Hypocreales, Hypocreaceae.
AUGGCAUCCUCCGCCCGUCUAAGACGGACCUUUCAAUACCCCAACGACUCCGAUUCAGACUCUCCCGAAGCCAUGGACGAGCAAGAACAAGACUCCCUCAUCCAAACCCUCGUCUCCCAAAACGCCUCCCAAAACGAACUCCUCGCCCGCACCCUCCUCGCCCUCCCGCUCCUCUCCCUCAUCGCCUACGUCCGCCCGCUGCUCAACCCCGCCACCACUUCCUUUGCCAUCUUCUGCACAACGUCCCUCCUCGCGACCGCCUUUCUGCUCUACCGCCUGCCGCCCGCGCAGACGGGCAUUCCUGUAAUCGACGCCUGGGCCAGCGGUACUGGUGGCGCUGGAGGAAGAAGAAGCGCUGGCGGAUCGUCUGCUACGAGCAGCCUUGUCGGUGGACUGCGGUCGUCGCGUAACUCACUCGGUGGGCUUCUUGGUCGUGGGGGUAUCGAUACACGAUCUCCCUUGGAAAAAACGUUGCCUUAUUUGAACCUGGGUCUAGUCACUUUAUUGAUACUCAUGGGAUUGGUGAGGGGAGAUGAGAGGGGCGGUGGGUUUGGCUGGGUCAGCAUGGGCAAUAUUCCUGGUCUUGUCUAUUCUGUCGUCCUGACGGCCAAGGUUGUCAUGGCCGGCGUGGACCCUGAGAGAGAUUUAGGGAGUCUCAGGUACGGGUAUAAGGGUGCUUGA